This is a messenger RNA of Dufourea novaeangliae, 1320 nucleotides long. RefSeq lists its product as uncharacterized. NCBI's taxonomy places the organism in Eukaryota, Metazoa, Arthropoda, Insecta, Hymenoptera, Halictidae. Gene Ontology annotation, biological process: cell adhesion. The record is from RefSeq and is a predicted model, not a curated record. Bases 1 to 1320 code for a protein of 439 amino acids. Gene Ontology annotation, cellular component: extracellular matrix. The transcript has 6 exons.
AUGGAUAGUGGUACACUUCAACAGGUUGCAAAAUGCGCCACGGCCGCUAUUUCCGACGGUUUUCAUCACGGCCGGACACACGACUCCACCUACACCCUGUACAGGUUGGGCGAGAGGCUGUCCAGCGGGGCUAGAUUAUACGUGGAGACCGGAAGGACCGAUGGCUUGGACGCCGACGGCGAUUCCCCCAACAGCCUGCACUCGUUCGCUGGGCCUCCAGUGCCCCAAGGGGAGGGAACCAGUAUCGCGAGAGCGUUUUUGGACGGCAAUCACACCCUGAUCAGCAUCAUGUCCCGUAUCAACCCCAGCCCGGACUGGUUCGUGGGUCUCGAUUCCUUCCAGCUCUGCGUCGAGGGGAACUGGGUGGACACGGUCACUGUCGAGCUGGACCCACUGGACGGUGGAACGGAUAACGGGUUCACAUUCACGGCUGCCAACUGGCCGACCCAGCCACAAGGAAUCGCCUACCGGAUCACAUCCAGAUACCCGGCGCAUCCAGCAGGAAGCUUCUAUUAUCCGAAUCUGCCUCGACUGCCGCCGAUAGCUACUCUCACCUUCACCAAGCUACGUGAGUACACGUUAACCGAAACGUAUCACGAGGACGACGUCGAGGUGGAGUUCGUCAGCAACGACAAUCUACUAGCGAACAGUCCGACCCCCAGGGGGAUCGAUCCGAAUAGGGACCUGAACGAGGCCAUCGCCGAGGAACGAAAGGAAAUGGACACUCAGCGAUACAGGUAUUGGACGACGACCGGAAACGGGCAAUCGGUGACAGACGUUCCACGGGACAACAAGGCGGCCAUUUUGGACAGCAUCGCGUCCUCGUACGCGUUGCAGAGGCCGAAAAUGGCCCCGACGAUCGCCCCUAAACUAUCGAAAUACAACGGGAAGAACGGCUGGCCGUAUUACCAGAAGUACAAGCAAACGGCGGAGGCGCAGAAGGCACAGAUUUUCGAGGAUAUACAGAGGAAGAUGGCGAACACGACUACCGGCGGUACUGGUGUCGGUCGCUCGUGGAAUUCCACGGACGUCACGACCCAGCACCGUCAGCACAGGCUCAGGAUGAAGCAUCACCGACCGACGUUCAAGGGGAAACGCCUGAGAACGCGUCCUCCGAGGGACUGCAAGGUCGGUGAAUGGGGACCGUGGAGUGCCUGCAGUCGUAGCUGCGGGGUUGGGGAGACUCAGAGGACGCGGAAGAUCACGAUAAAGCCGCGUCGCGGUGGAUCAUCGUGUCCGCCGUUGAAGGAUACCAAAUGGUGCGGCAGCGCGACCCCCUGCUCCGACAGCAAAUCCAUCGUGGACAGCUAUCAGUGGUAG